AUGGCAACGGUCGCAGCGCAACGGCCGGGAGACGAGAGUCCGGCUCUGGCUCUCCCUCCCCGGCAGAUCCAAGUUGGAUUUCCAAGAGGCGGGGCCCGCGGUGCCGGGGACGGGUGGCCGCCCGGCCCGCUGCAGGGCAAGGGGCUUUCCAAACUUAUCCGCCCGCCGGGGUGUGGACCGGCCCGAUGGCCGGGCGUCGAUUCGCCCCCUUCCCCCGGCUCCGGCUGGCCGCUGCACGGUCACGUCCUUCCCUCCUCGUCCUCCUCUUCCCCACCCAGUUGCUCAGGCCACGUCCCCGAGGAGUCUUCCCUCCUGCGGGCGGCGGGGCGGUCCGGGCGGGGGGCCGGGGCCCGGCUGGAGGGAGGGCGGCUCGGAUCUCCGCCGGAGCCGUCGGAGCCCCCCUCACCGUGGACUGGUUUUAUAGCCCCGGGAUGGAGCCGGCGUUGCCCGGCAGCCAGCGUCAGCCCCCACGUGGGAACCUCACCCCCUCCUCUACACACACAACACACACCCUGGCCCCUCUCCGACCCCUCCCCUCCCGUCUCUCGGCUCCCAGCGGCCGGACGCCGGCGGAGCCUCGAACGGGACGGGGGUGGGCGGGUGGGGAGAGGCCCCAGGCGGAGCCGCCGGAUUCCCCGGGAUGGGGGCGAGGGAGGGAGAUGCCCGCGACGGCGGCACCGGGCGCAGCGGCGAGGACCGGCGGGGAGGGGGGCGGGGCCGCCCCGCAACCGGCGGCUAGGGAAGGGGGAAGCCACAGUGGAAGGCGUGGCCCGGGCGGGUGAGAAGAUCGGGACACGACGAAGGGAGAAGGCGAAUUUUCUUCGAGGCUCCCCUGCUCGGCCCCGGCCCCGGCCCGGCCCGGCCGCUGCCUUCCCCUGCCCGAGGCUCCGCAAGCCUCCACUGACCCCUGCCGGCCGCGCGGGCGCAUUGCAGCGGAGCCCGGCCCCGCUCGCCCCCCGCUCGCCCUCCGCCUCGCCCCCCGCCUCGCCCCCCGCCUCGCCCCCCGCCUCGCCCCCCCAUUCGCCCCCAUUUCCUCGGAACCGGCUUGCAGGAACCCGCCCCGGAGUGUCCCACACUCCCAGUCACUGA
This is a messenger RNA of Ornithorhynchus anatinus (platypus), 1089 nucleotides long. RefSeq names its product basic salivary proline-rich protein 2-like. The transcript has 2 exons. The record is from RefSeq and is a predicted model, not a curated record. Lineage: Eukaryota; Metazoa; Chordata; Mammalia; Monotremata; Ornithorhynchidae. The coding region runs from base 1 to 1089 and encodes 362 amino acids.